AGAAAUCGAUUUUGAACAAAUGGCAUGCAUGGCAUCUUGUCUUUUACUUUCAUACACUUGUUUCAAUGUUUGGUGAUAACAGCACAUCACAACUUCACAAGGCGGAGGUGGAAAACUAUCUUUACAUUUUGUAGUAUCAUUCUAUCCAGCAACGCUGUGCACACCAUUCUUUCCUCGUUGUUCGCAGUAAUGAAUUGAGCCAUUCAGAGAACGUUUGGAAUUUUCAUCAACAAAAUAUCCAAUGUUAAUCAUCCCUAUUCAGAAUGCCGUUUGAAUUAGAAUUCAACUUAGACUUGAGCUCGCUGUACACAAUCACAAACGACUGGGUAUGGAACUCUGCUGUUGCUGGUACGUCAGCCUUGGCUUUGCUGGGACUUCGCAAGCUUCUGCUUUACACCCAUGACUCCAUCGCCAGGAAAAGAGUCCUUGCCCGCUCGGAGCGGGUAGUUAUCUUCUCCAGGUACCCUCAACCAGGAAAGUGCAAGACCCGACUAAUACCAUUGCUGGGUGAGCGUGGAGCAUACUUGUGUCAACUGCACAUGACUGACAAUCUUCUGCGAAUGUUCUGCUAUGAUUCCGAUGGCUUGUCUUCGAGUCGUGACGGCUGGUGCGUUGAACUCCGGUACUUCGGCGGCACAGCACAUCAACUUUGCCAUUGGCUGGUGCCAUUCAAGUCUGUCCUGGAUCCGCAUGCAACUGUUUGGCGGCCGCAGUGUGAUGGAGACCUUGGUCAGAAGAUGGCGGACGCGUUCAAGACAGCCUUCAGAGAAGGAGCACAGAGAGUAGUUGUGGUUGGCUCGGACAUUCCAGGCCUGACGAAGGACGUCGUCAAACAGGCCAUGUCUGCGCUCAUGCCCGCUGAUGAUGGUGGCAUGCGUGCACAGUUUGUCCUCGGACCCGCACUGGACGGUGGCUACUAUCUUGUUGCUGCUCACUGUAGCAUCGCUGAGAAGCUUGAUGAGCUCUUCACGGGCAUGACGUGGGGCACGGAGGUGGUGCGCGAACAACAGAUCAACGUAGCUCGUAGCCUGGGAAUUGAGCCAAUGAUUCUGCCUGUGCCGCUUUCCGAUCUGGAUGACCCUUUGGAUUUUGGACGGAUUGGAUCCUGCUUUGGUCGCAGUGUCGAGGACUUCCUAGCACCGCGCUGUGCAAUUAUCAUACCAGUCUUGAACGAGGAGCAGAAUAUUGAAGAGUGCAUACGGCACACGGUAGCGAAAGCCGUUUAUCCGGAGCAGCUCGAGAUUGUUGUCAGCGACGGAGGCAGCACUGACUCGACGUGUUCCAAGGUGGAGGCGCUCAUCAGUAGUCCGGAGAGCCUCUGUGGAGUGUCCUUGCGUCUCGUCCACUCAGCACCGGGACGUGGUGAACAGCAAAACAAUGGCGUUGCAGCUGCGUCUUCCACCCCGUACCUUGCGUUCCUCCAUGCUGACACGCGGCUGCCGUUUGGCUUUGACCAACGCAUUGCAGACUGUCUUGGCGUUCCCGGCAACGUGAUGGGUGCCUUUCCAUUCCGUCUGGACUGCUUGGAGCCGAAUGGGCCAUCGUGUUCUUGGCGCUUCCGUCAAGAGAUGAGGCUGAUGUGCGCACUGGUUCGUCGUAGGGUUGUGCAUGCCGAGAUGCCUUAUGGUGACCAGUGCUUGUUCACAACCCGGCAGGCAUUCCAGCGUUGUGGACGGUUUCCAGCAGUGCGCCUCAUGGAGGACUACAUACUGGUAAAACGCAUGCAGCGCAUUGGGCAUGUGCAGAUGGCGGAUGGAGACCCAGCUAUCACGUCCGCACGCCGAUGGAUGAAACAUGGCUAUGUGAAGAUUUCUGGACUUAACCUGCUGCUAGUAUUGCUAUAUGAAUUUGGUGUGCAUCCCGACACGCUAGCCAACAUCUACUACGGCAAGCCACGGCCGCAGCCACUUCAUGCUGACCAAUGAUGGCUAACCUAGCCAUGCAACAUACCGUAGACGAAAUGAGAGGAUCCUGCGUACUCAGUAUACGCUUGCAGGACAGAGGCUUCUGCAGUCAUGUAGGUGUAGGAGGACUUGACUGGAUUGUGCAGUACAGUAUCAGAUAACUAUACUCACUGAUGCUGGUUACCAGCUGGUCUGGAGCCUAUCCGUUUUGAUAGGUACGAGUGUAUCAUACUUAGAUAGUUUUCUUAUACUAGUAUUUUAUAUUGACGAUCACGGCACUCAAGUGCAGGUCACUGUAGUGAGCCCUGGCCAUUAAAAUUCUUCUUCUUUGAAGUAUAUAUUAUGUAUACGAUUUGUUGAUCACUAUACAUCAGUGCAGGUCACUGUAGGGAACUGUAUUAUAAUACUUGUA
Sycon ciliatum is the source of this 2316-nucleotide messenger RNA. RefSeq lists its product as uncharacterized. NCBI's taxonomy places the organism in Eukaryota, Metazoa, Porifera, Calcarea, Leucosolenida, Sycettidae. The record is from RefSeq and is a predicted model, not a curated record. The transcript is spliced from 11 exons. The coding region runs from base 264 to 1925 and encodes 553 amino acids.